UUAGAGGGGGUAAUGCACGGAGGAGAGAGCUUGGAUCUCUACAAAACAAAACGCACGAGAGAGAACACCAAUUUAAUUUUUACUCUGAUUAAAAAUAUCAAUCACUGAACUUCUGAUAUCUCUUCUCCUCUCCUCUCCUCUCCCUUCCCUUCUGUUUCAUCGUUUCUGUUGUUGUUCACAUUUUUGGGAUCCUUCGUGUGUUUAUCAUAACACAAAACAAAACACAUGUCGACCGUUACGACAGAGCCUCUGCUCCGUUAUUCGCGUACACAGAGGCACCCAAGACUCCGACCUCGAAAUUCGCGUUUGUUGAAUCCUGCUUCGUUGAAUUUUCGCUCCAAGACCGUCGAGUUACUCUCUAAUGGCGCAAGUUUCUGCAACUUCAAGCCCCGUCACAGGGUCCAACCCGUCAGAGCUAGCUCAGCUGAUGCUGCUGUCCUCGAUACCUUUCAAUCCGCGGAUGUAUUCUUCAAGGAGACCUUUUCCCUCAUAAGAACUCAAAGGGUGGAGGGGAAGAUUUUCAUCAGACUAGAUCAAGGGAACGAUGAGGCCGCUUGGGAGCUUACUAUAGGCUGUAACAUUCCGGGGAAGUGGAUUCUUCACUGGGGAGUUUCUCUCAUUGAAGACAAUGGCAGUGAAUGGGAUCAACCUCCUAAAAGUAUGAGACCUCCCGGUUCAAUUCCAAUCAAGGACUAUGCAAUAGAGACACCUUUGAAGGAAUCGUCAGAGCAAGAUAUAUUUUAUGAAGUGAAGAUUAACGUCAUUCCCAAUGGUGAAAUUGCAGGAAUAAAUUUUGUGCUGAAGGAUGAAGAAACUGGAGCAUGGUAUCAACAUAGAGGGAGAGAUUUUAAAGUGCCUCUUGUGGACUACCUUCAAGAUGAUGGAAACAUGAUUGGUGCAAAAAGGGACCUGGGUCUCUGGAAAGGAGCCCUGGGAUCACUCUCGAACAUAAUUCUGAAAAAAGAAUCAUCUGCUUCUAAACUUCAAGGUAGUAGCAGUGAAUUGGAAGAUACCAAGCAAGAAAAAAUCUUCCUAGAAGGAUUCUAUGAGGAGCAACCUAUCACAAAGGAAAUUUCUUUUGAAAACUCAAUGACUGUUUCGGUUCAGAAAUCUCCAGAGACGGCUAAGAAUCUUCUGUAUAUGGAGACUGAUUUACCUGGUGACGUAAUUGUUCACUGGGGAGUUUGUAGAGAUGAUGCCAAAUAUUGGGAAAUUCCAAAAGCUCCAUAUCCACCAGAGACAACUGUAUUCAAGAACAAGGCUUUGCGCACUCUAUUGCAGGUACCAAAAGAGGGUGGAAAUGGAUGUUCCGGAUUAUUUACUCUGGAUGAAGAACAUGAAGGAUUUCUUUUUGUUCUCAAGCUAAAUGAAAGCACUUGGUUGAAAUGGUUGGGAAAUGAUUUCCAUAUCCCUCUUUCUGGUUCAGGUGGCUUGCAUUCUCAACCUGGACAGGGUCAAUUUGAUGUACUUAAAGCUGAGAGAGCAACAGAUACAAAUGAAGAAAUUUCUCCAGUUGCCUAUACUGAAGGAAUAAUUAAUGAAAUAAGAAACUUAGUGAGUGACAUUUCAUCUGAGAAGAGUCGGAAGACAAAAACAAAAGAAGCACAGGAAAGCAUUCUUCAGGAAAUUGAAAAACUGGCAGCUGAAGCGUACAGCAUCUUCAGAAGUUCCAUCCCUACCUUCUCAGAGGAAACCAUUUCUGAAUCUAAGGUCCAGAAACCAUCAGUUAGAAUAUGCUCUGGGACAGGAUCAGGGUUUGAAAUAUUAUGCCAAGGUUUUAAUUGGGAAUCUCAUAGAUCUGGAAGAUGGUACAUGGACCUGAAACAAAAAGCUACUGAAAUAUCUUCCAUGGGAUUCACUGUCAUUUGGUUGCCACCACCAACAGAGUCUGUGUCACCUGAGGGGUACAUGCCAAAGGAUUUAUAUAACUUGAACUCCAGAUAUGGAAGUAUUGAUGAGCUAAAGGAUCUUGUAAAGACACUCCAUGAAGUUGGUAUCAAAGUUUUGGGGGAUGUUGUCUUGAAUCACCGCUGUGCAACCUAUCAAAAUCCAAAUGGUGUGUGGAAUAUUUUUGGUGGCCGUUUAAAUUGGGAUGAUCGUGCGGUUGUUGCAGAUGAUCCACAUUUUCAGGGUAGGGGCAACAAGAGUAGUGGGGAUAACUUCCAUGCAGCUCCAAACAUUGAUCAUUCUCAAGAUUUUGUGAGGGAAGAUAUCAAAGAAUGGUUAUACUGGCUGAGAGAAGAAAUUGGAUAUGAUGGAUGGAGACUUGAUUUUGUUAGAGGAUUUUGGGGUGGCUAUGUCAAGGACUACAUGGAUUCAAGUGAACCUUAUUUUGCUGUAGGCGAGUAUUGGGACUCCCUCAGUUAUACGUAUGGUGAAAUGGAUCAUAAUCAAGAUGCACAUCGACAGAGAAUUGUUGACUGGAUAAAUGCUGCAAAUGGAACUGCUGGCGCUUUUGACGUUACCACGAAAGGGAUUCUUCAUUCAGCGUUGGAAAGAUGUGAAUAUUGGCGAUUGUCAGAUGAGAAGGGAAAGCCCCCUGGGGUUGUUGGAUGGUGGCCAUCUCGUGCUGUUACCUUUAUCGAGAAUCAUGACACUGGUUCUACUCAGGGUCAUUGGAGAUUUCCACGGGGGAAAGAAAUGCAAGGCUAUGCCUAUAUCCUGACACACCCAGGAACACCAGCUUUGUUCUAUGACCAUAUUUUUUCUCAUUAUCAAUCUGAAAUUGCAGCUCUUAUCUCUGUCAGAAACCGCAACAACGUACACUGUCGUAGUACGGUUAAAAUUAUCAAGGCAGAAAGGGAUGUAUAUGCAGCAAUCAUUGACGAGAAAGUUGCAAUGAAGAUAGGACCAGGGCAUUUUGAACCCCCAAGUGCCCCUGAAAGAUGGUCUUUAGCGAUUGAGGGACAAGAUUACAAGGUCUGGGAAGCAUCUUAAUAUAUCCAAAUUGAUGUGAUACGUACUUUUCAGGUAAAUAGAAGAAUUAUUAGAGAAGAUAAGACUUGGACGUGAAGUUUCAAUACGUAUGUAAAAGCCAAUUAAGCACCAGAAUAGGAUAGUGUGCUUAUGGUAGAUGGUGCUUGGUACGGUAAGUAGCACAAGUUAUUUGGCCAUUGCUAAUAUGACGCAAAAAAUGGUUCUAGACAGGGAUCAGUAUUAAAUGUAUUUACCACGUAAUUUCUGAAACAUUUUCAGAAGAGAUGCUGUAAAAACAUAUUUACCUUGUAAGCUUUUGUGAACAUGGAUGAAGACAUGCAGGCGAUCUAUUGUAAUCGAUUCAUUUGUGUUGAUGCACGAAUGGAAUAAUAAGAAUUAUCAUUAUUUGAAUGGAACACUUAACAGAACCAUGCCUAUGC
Molecule: messenger RNA, 3356 nt
Organism: Tripterygium wilfordii
Lineage: Eukaryota; Viridiplantae; Streptophyta; Magnoliopsida; Celastrales; Celastraceae
Product: alpha-amylase 3, chloroplastic-like
Exons: 13
Coding region: 226-2937 (903 amino acids)
Biological process (GO): carbohydrate metabolic process
Molecular function (GO): alpha-amylase activity; calcium ion binding
Source: RefSeq, a predicted model, not a curated record